This is a messenger RNA of Falco peregrinus (peregrine falcon), 1736 nucleotides long. RefSeq names its product synaptogyrin 2 (gene SYNGR2). Gene Ontology annotation, cellular component: neuromuscular junction; synaptic vesicle membrane. The record is from RefSeq and is a predicted model, not a curated record. The transcript is spliced from 4 exons. Lineage: Eukaryota; Metazoa; Chordata; Aves; Falconiformes; Falconidae. Bases 61 to 744 code for a protein of 227 amino acids.
GCCCGCUCCGGGGCGGUGCCGCGCAGGAGCAGCGGGGUGCGCGACGGCGCGUCCGACGCGAUGGAGGGUGGCAGCGGCGGCGCGUACGGGGCGGCCAAGGCCGGCGGGGCAUUCGACCUGGGCCGCUUCGUGCAGCAGCCGCAGGUCCUGGCGCGGAUCGUCAGCGCGGUCUUCGCCCUGGUCGUCUUCUCCUGCCUGGUCGGGGAGGGCUAUACCAACAUCCCCAGCUCCUCGCAGCUCUUCUGCAUCUUCAACCACAACGAGGACGCCUGCCGCUACGGCAUCGGCAUCAGCAUCCUUGCCCUCCUCGCCUGCAUCUUCUUCUUCAUGGUGGACAUCUACUUCCCCCAGAUCAGCAACACCACUGACCGCAAGUACCUGGUCCUGGCAGAUCUCGGCUUCUCAGGCCUCUGGACGUUCCUGUGGUUCAUUGGCUUUUGUUUCUUGACCAACCAGUGGGCCUGGACGCAAGCCAAGGAUGUGUACGUAGGGGCUGACUCGGCCCGCGCUGCCAUCACCUUCAGCUUCUUCUCCAUCUUCACCUGGGGCCUCCUGAUCGCCUUCGCUUACAAAAGGUACAAAAUGGGGGUGGAGGACUUUGCUCACAACUAUGUCGACCCCACCCCAGAAGUUUCGACUCCCUACUCCAGCUACCCCAACAUCAGCCACGAGAGCUACCAGCAGCCACCUUUCACCCACACGGCAGAAGCCCCAGAGGGUUACCAGCCCCCACCGGUGUACUGAGCCCCUGCCUGGUGCCCCGGCAGGGAUGGCUGUACCAGUGCAAUUCUCUUCUGUCGGGUGGGAAGGGAAGGAUCAGUGACUGGAAGGGGGAAGGUGGGGUGGGAGGGUGGCAGCUGCUUUGUGUGAAGGCCACCAGGUCUUGGUGCUGGGGCGCACAGGAGGGGCCUGGUUCUGGUGGUGGAGCUGAGCUCUCUGCUACUGGGAUCCAAAGCCUGGUGUGUGGUGGGUGCUUCAGCACGUAGCGGGUGAUUUGCAACUGCUGAGUGCAGCCCUGUGGCUUUGGAGAGGGUAGGGGUGCAGGGCUGGCCUCAGUGGGGCUGAGCUCCAGGCCUGGCCAUUGCACCCUUGGGGAAGCAGUGGGCUGGGAGGGUGGUUUGUACUCCCCAGCUCUGGCCUGUCCUGGUAUCAGUGCCUUUCCAGCCCCGCCAGCUGCAACCCUUCCAGUGGCAGCUCUUGCUGCCAUAGCACAGCCAGGUGGUCCAGCUCCUGCCUGCUGCAGGUUGCCCGUGCCUUCCUCCCUCAGCUGCUGCUGGGUGAGCUUGAUGCCAAAGCCAUCUUCUGACUAUAAACUCCUGUGCUGCGCCUUCCCACAGCCUGCACUUGAGCUGCUGGUGCUUGGAUGACACUGUUUGGGAUCCACAGGAGCAGCAAGUGCUGCGAUCUCUCAGCAGGGCUAUAGCUGCUCCAGCUGCCUGAGGAAGGUUCCAGAGUGCUUUCCCUGCAACUUAGUACUCCUCGCUUGCACUAGCCUCUGCAGAAGCGAGGCCACCAUCCCACAUCCUGCCCGCUGCUCUCAGCAGCACCUCUUGCAGCCCAUGCUCCCGGGUGACCCCGGCUGCCUGUGCAGGCUGGCUGACUCAGGUUGUGUUUGCUGCUGCACCUGUCAUGAAGCUCUUCCCAGCAGCUGUGUGUGGUAUGUGAGCUGUUGCUGCUGGGGCUGGCGUUCAGAUAGUUCCUUGUCACUGUAGAGAUGGAAUAAACUUUUUCACCUA